Eurytemora carolleeae is the source of this 1972-nucleotide messenger RNA. RefSeq lists its product as uncharacterized. The record is from RefSeq and is a predicted model, not a curated record. Bases 863 to 1972 code for a protein of 369 amino acids. NCBI's taxonomy places the organism in Eukaryota, Metazoa, Arthropoda, Copepoda, Calanoida, Temoridae. The transcript has 18 exons.
CUAUAUAUAUAUAUCUAUAUAUAUAAAAUAUUACUGGAAUAUUCUGCAGUAGAGAAGAAACCUCGACGAAGAUUGGAGCACCAACUCCAUGAAACACGAUGAUGUAAAUCUCUUUUUUGAUCGAAUAAUAAUUUGAUUUUAUAUAAUUAUCUCUCUGUGUUCUAAGCUCCUGGAUACAGAGAAUACUUAAUCGUCUAAACCAAGUUGAAGUUCUCCGAGGGGAUUAAGAAAGAAAACCCUGGAGGAACAACUCCGAGGAGAUUAGGAAAGAAAACCCUGGAGGAACAACUCCGAGGGGAUUAAGAAAGAAAACCCUGGAGGAACAAGUUCCCUGAAGAGAAUAUUAAGAAUCUGGAAAAACAAUAUAACAGAAACAGGAGGUAUAAACAAAUAAACAAGAGGUUUGGACAUAAAACAGGAGUAAUUCAAGUAUAAAAAGGAAUUCUUUCCGCAGAAACAUGAGUUCUUGACGUAGAAAAAGGAGGUCAUGACAUAAAAACAGGAGUCCUUGAAAUGUAAACAGGAGUUCUUGACAAAUAAACAAAAGCUCUAAAUGAUGAAAGAUGAGUUCUCUACAAAGAAGAAUCAGGAACUAAUUAAGUAAAACAGGAGGUGGCACAUGCAUACAGGAACUUUAUAGCUCAUGAAACAGGAUUCAGAGCUAGUGUGAAGUUUUAGUUUGAAAAGGUUUAUAUGAGAAACCAGUAAAGACCAUUAUGCUAGAAGAGAAAUACCAAGCAUCGUGAAUUCCAUAAUGAUAUUGUUAGAACAUUCAAAAUUUGAUAAAAAUUGACCUCUUUCAAUAUAAAGAAGGUCAAUCUAACCUCAAGAACAGGACUGUGAAACUUCACAUUGCAAAAGAAUGUGUGUGUAUAUACUGGUUUCCAAGUUGACCCUUUUGCUCCUGGUUCAGACCAAGUUUUUGGCCGGUCAUCUUUAUAAGUCAGAUCAGGAGCAUAUGCAGACGAUGAGAGAGUUCAGUGAAUCACCAGGUCUUAUGGUUUCAUUUACUCAGAGAAUAGUAUCGGGAGAGUUCUUUCUGGGAUUCCAUGGAUGGGAUAGAAUGAAUAGAAAGUACGGGGUCUCCAAUAUAACUUAUAUAGUUAGAAUUGAAUUCGACCGGUGGACCUAUAGGCGCAAUCGGCUUGAAAAAACAUACCAUAGAUUUUGGAUUCCAGGAACGGUUUGGGUGAACAAAAUUGAGAUAGGAAAACAUUAUUACAAUAGUAAAUUCAACUAUACACGGUCUAGAAAUACAAGUGUAAUUGAUCUUUGGGUUGAACCAAUUUGUUUUCUUAAAAACCAUGGAGUUUCAAGAAUAUACAGGGUAACACGAACUCUGAGAAUGCAUGUGUACAAUCUACGGUGGUUGGCUAAACUUAACUUUAAUCCACUGGAGAACUACGGAACUAGAGAACUAAAACAGUUUGGGAAGUUUUUAACCCAGCAGGCUGGGGUAAACUGUGCUUGGCUGUAUCCCAGUGCUUCUGAAGGAGUUUCUCUACUAGUAAAAUUCAGCAGGGAUAACACUAUACGAGGGAAAAGAUUUUUCAGCCCUGAAGGUUUUCACAACUGGGACGAUCUGAAUGACGAAUAUCAAGUCCGAAAUAUCGCUUACCUAAACGGUUGGAGAAGAGCUGUUGUAGAGUUAGCUGAUGGGCUUCAUUGUAAGAGUUCUAUGCAUGAUGUUGGAUUAAAGUAUAAAAAGAUAACUGGUAUAUCUGCCGUAUAUCGGGAUGAGUAUAAGAAUUGUCGAAUGACUUUCCGUCUCCUGGUGAAGUUUGAUCGUCGGUCCAUGACCCCUGCCGGUAUUCAUUUCUACAAUGAUUGGAGUUCGCUAAACUACAUGUACGGUGUUGUAAAUACAUCAUACCACGAGGACCAGCAACUCAUUGCUCAUCUGGAGUUUGAACCAGGACUUUAUACGAAUCAACAAAUGAAAAUUUUCGGUCGAACGGAAAGAAAAGUAUAA